AUGGCUUUUGCUAGCUACGCUGCAGUGUUCAGGUCACUCCUUUUGGUGCUGGUUCUAGCACUCACCGUAAGGAGCUCGCCUCACGGGAGGGUAGCUCAUCCUCGACCCAACAAGCACAGUGGCUCUGAGAGGCUUAAUGAAGACUGCCAGAAGGAUCCCAAAUUCCCUACAACGGUGAAAGUUGACAUUCGCAUCAGCCGUUCAGAUUCUGCCUUUAAGAUAAUCCAUGAUGUCAGGAACCGGUCUCUCGCUCCCUGGGAUUACAGGCUCGACGAGGACCCCAACCGCUUCCCCCAGGUGAUCGCUGAUGCCAAGUGCCGCCUCUCCGGCUGUGUGAACACACUGGGACAGGAGGACCACAGCCUCAACUCCGUCCCCAUCAAACAGGAGAUUCUCGUCCUCCGCCGGGAGCAUCAGGGCUGCCCGCCAACCUACCGCCUGGAGAAGAAACUCAUCACGGUGGGAUGCACGUGUGCUGCUCCGGUCGUCCGCUACCAGUCCUAGGAGGAAUUAGCAGUGGGUGCAGCACUGGGAAGAAGAGGUCUCUCCUAUGAACACCUUGCAGGAGGAAUCCCAGGUACCCA
Cygnus olor (mute swan) is the source of this 584-nucleotide messenger RNA. RefSeq names its product interleukin 17A (gene IL17A). Gene Ontology annotation, cellular component: extracellular region. The coding region runs from base 1 to 504 and encodes 167 amino acids. Gene Ontology annotation, biological process: inflammatory response. The record is from RefSeq and is a predicted model, not a curated record. Lineage: Eukaryota; Metazoa; Chordata; Aves; Anseriformes; Anatidae. The transcript is spliced from 3 exons. Gene Ontology annotation, molecular function: cytokine activity.